Molecule: messenger RNA, 1028 nt
Organism: Magnolia sinica
Lineage: Eukaryota; Viridiplantae; Streptophyta; Magnoliopsida; Magnoliales; Magnoliaceae
Product: ADP-ribosylation factor-like protein 8b
Exons: 6
Coding region: 159-713 (184 amino acids)
Biological process (GO): protein transport
Molecular function (GO): GTPase activity; GTP binding
Source: RefSeq, a predicted model, not a curated record
CCAUCUGAUAUCAGUCGCGACUCGAGACAGAGAGGGAGAGAUAGGCAUUGAGAACGAAGAGCUGUUGAGAGCGAAGAAAAGAACACUUUCUCUCCAGAUCUGAUUUUUUUCUUCAGAAACCCUAAUUUCAUCUCGUUCUUCAAUCUUUUAUUGCAUUGAUGGGGCUGUGGGAUGCUUUCCUCAAUUGGCUCCGCAGCCUCUUUUUCAAGCAAGAGAUGGAGUUGUCUUUAAUAGGACUUCAGAAUGCUGGAAAAACUUCACUCGUGAAUGUCAUUGCGACUGGUGGAUAUAGUGAAGACAUGAUUCCUACGGUAGGAUUCAAUAUGCGGAAGGUAACUAAAGGAAACGUCACCAUAAAGUUAUGGGAUCUUGGAGGUCAGCCUAGGUUUCGCAGCAUGUGGGAGAGAUAUUGUCGUGCAGUCUCUGCUAUUGUGUAUGUUGUUGAUGCAGCCGACCGUGAUAACUUGUCCAUCUCAAGAAGCGAACUUCAUGACUUGUUGAGCAAGCCCUCACUGAUUGGGAUCCCAUUGCUAGUACUCGGAAACAAAAUCGACAAGCCUGAAGCUGUUUCGAAACCAUCUCUGGUGGACCAAAUGGAGCUCAAGUCGAUCAACGAUAGAGAGGUAUGCUGCUACAUGAUCUCAUGCAAGAACUCAACAAACAUCGACACUGUUAUCGAUUGGCUGGUGAAGCAUUCAAAAUCGAAGAACUGAGAAGAUGAUAACAUAACAUCUUCCCCACUUAGCAAUCUAUUGUUGAUUUUCUAAGGAUUUUCAGCUGCCCUCUUUCUGGGUCGGUCAUGAUGGUGGUGUUGCUUGUCCUUUCUGCUAACCCGGUUUCGGAUCAUCUAACGGUUGUUUUCUGCUUCGAGUUUGCUUCAUAUAUUCUGAAUUAUUUCCCUUUUGAUUGGGAGGACCUCUGAAGGCAUAUUUAUGGUAAAUGGAGUUAGGAUAUGAUUGAAUUUGUGAAUUUAUUGAUACUGAUUGGUGUGAAUAACAUUAUUGUUUAUCCAUUGGGUUUGGCAUGAA